CUGAUUUUCUACCAUGCCAAAGUAUAUCGUACAAUUUGCGCAUUUCCACGAGGACUUCCGGCUAGCCGAGCUCGAGUCACUGGCAACGCUUGAGGGCGUCGAGAUCAGCUAUGACCCGUCGACCUACGAUACCAUGUCGCCGUUCUUGGUGAUUGAGGUGGCUUCAGACGAGCUGGCGGCCAAGCUGGUGCGGCGAGCGAUUCUCUUGCGCAGGAUUGUCGAGUACUGGGGCAGCGGCACAACGUAUGACGAGCUGUUUGCCGAGGUCAAGCAGACACCAGAGCGCUGGGCCGACUACAACCAGUCGUCAUUCAAGUUCACCGUGGGCGGGUUCGGCAAAUCCCUGACAACCAAGGAGCAGAUAUCCGUGAUCGAGUCGUUCAGCUUCCUGGGCUUCGAGGGCAAGAUCGAAAUGCGCAAUCCGGAUGUCGAAUUCGCCGUGCUCGAGGACUAUGGCGAGUCAGCGACACAGACGAACGCGGCGGCGGUGCCCAAGAAGAUCUGGUUCGGGCGCAUUAUCGCCAGCGGCAGCCGCGAUCUGGUCAGCAAGUACGAUUUGAAGAAGCGCAAGUACCUGGGCAACACAUCAAUGGACGCCGAGCUGUCGCUGGUCAUGGCCAACCAGGCGCUGGCAAGACCCGGUGCCUUGGUCUACGAUCCGUUUGUAGGCACUGGCAGCUUCCUGCUCACAUGCUCGCACUUUGGCGCCCUCUCGAUGGGCUCGGACAUUGACGGGCGGCAGAUCCGCGGCACCGCCGGGUUCCGGCGCGGCGUCGACGGCAUCAGUGCCAACCUGAAGCAGUACAACCUUGCCGACAAGGUCGUCGACACGCUUGUCUUUGAUAUUUGCCGCAACCCGUGGCGGAAGGGCGCCAAAUUCGACGCCAUCGUGACCGAUCCGCCCUAUGGCGUGCGUGCUGGCGCCAAGCGCCUUGGCCGCAAGGACGGCACUGUGGCCGAGAACAGCUUCAGAAUCAUCGACGGCGUUGAGAACUACAAGCGCGAGAACUACUAUCCGCCUACCGUGCCCUAUGAGAUGGCCGAGGUUAUUACCGAUCUUUUGAACUUUGCCGCAGAGAACCUGGUGGUCGGCGGACGGCUUGUGUACUGGCUGCCGACCGUCGCCGAUGAGUACGAUCCGAAGGAUAUCCCCCAGCACGAGGUGUUCAGGCUGGUGGCUAAUUCGGAGCAGCCGUUCGGCGGGUGGAGCCGCAGGACUCACGAGUCAACCGAGUCGACGCCGGCCCCAGAGCACGCACCUGCUCAUAUGCGCUUCCGCGACAGAUACUUUAGCAAAUUUGAGCCCAUGGCGUCGAAAUAAAACACAUUUAUUCAAC
Messenger RNA from Linderina pennispora, 1337 nucleotides. RefSeq names its product RNA methylase family protein. NCBI's taxonomy places the organism in Eukaryota, Fungi, Kickxellomycota, Kickxellomycetes, Kickxellales, Kickxellaceae. The coding region runs from base 14 to 1321 and encodes 435 amino acids. Gene Ontology annotation, cellular component: cytoplasm. Gene Ontology annotation, biological process: methylation. Gene Ontology annotation, molecular function: nucleic acid binding. The transcript has 2 exons. The record is from RefSeq and is a predicted model, not a curated record.